Pseudozyma hubeiensis SY62 is the source of this 1938-nucleotide messenger RNA. RefSeq lists its product as hypothetical. Bases 1 to 1938 code for a protein of 645 amino acids. Gene Ontology annotation, cellular component: cytoplasm. Gene Ontology annotation, molecular function: protein binding; guanyl-nucleotide exchange factor activity. NCBI's taxonomy places the organism in Eukaryota, Fungi, Basidiomycota, Ustilaginomycetes, Ustilaginales, Ustilaginaceae. The transcript has a single exon. The record is from RefSeq and is a predicted model, not a curated record.
AUGUCCCGCAAUCCACUGGACCUGCCGCUGCCUCUGGUGGUGGACAAUCUCUUGCCACUUCUUUCCAAUCGCGAUCUGGCAUCGCUCCGUUCCGUCUCGAAACAGGCAAAGGCACUAGUCGAAGACCAAGUGCUCUGGAAACGUAAGGUGCUUUCCGACUUCACCUUUCCCUCCCACGCAACCGCUCGCGUCGGUGGAUGGUACAACCUCUACACUGGACUCAGCAAUCCGCAAGUAUACGUCUGGGGUCAGACCAAUAACGGUCGUCUCGGUAUUCCCAAACUCGACCAACCCCACUCCGUCCGCUCCGACGUAGAUAGGGUCGAUCAAGGUAUACCUUACCCCAUCAAGCUCGAUACUCUCACUGCUGAGCAUGCAUACGACCCGGUUGAGCCGAGAGACGAGAACGAGGACCCUCUAGGCGCAGUCGUUGAGAUCAUAGCGGGUGGGUGGUCAUUCCAUGCUCGGACUUCAACGGGUAGAGUCUUGUAUUGGGGAACCAUGGACGGCGAGUUUCCAUAUUACGGUCCGUCCCAGUCUUUGAGGUUUCCGAGUAGAGUCGUUGUCAAACCGAGGGUAUUGACAGGCGUAUCAGCCAUCAAAUCGCUCUCGGGAGGAAGAUGUCACGCCACAGCGCUAACAAGGGACGGUCGUGUGCUAGAAUGGAAAGCCUGGGGAUCGGUUUGGGAGCACCAAGGCUUGCCACAGAGUAUCACCGCUCCUCCCAGGUCAGAAACCAACACUACACGACAGCAAGAGCCUGAUGUACCCAGUACCAACAUCAAGCAGCUCGAAGCAGGAUGGUCCUUUUCGGCCAUUCUCACCCACACUGGUCAAGUGUGGCUAUGGUACUCUGACUGGAGCGCUCUGGCUUUCAGAGACACCUACUAUCGCGAUCAUCCAGAACAGGCGGAACUUCAUGCGGACCCACCGGGCAUCGAGCACCAAAAAUGCUUCCCGAUCAACAUCGCCCCUGUCCAGCUGCCCUCCGUCGAUGCUGUGCAGGAUCAAGACGGUGACACGGAUCGAAUCGUACAGAUCGCAGCGGGCGAAGAUUUCGUCAUCGCCUUGACGGAGGCGGGAACACUGCACAGGAUGGAUCUUCACCUCCCCCAGCCUACUCCAGAAGAUAUGAGGGCGCUUGUUGGGAUGGUGGCAGACGCAGAUCCUCGUGACCAUCGAAAUUUCCUUACUAGGCAGACACAUGCAUCCCAGUUACGUUUUCUCCGAACCAGAGCUCGAUGGGAGAGGCUUUCCUCCUUCGAACGUCCCCAAUCACUACCAUCCUUCGACGCAGCCUGGGUGGGUCAAGGUUGGGUGGUGGGCAAGAUCUCCCACAUCUCUGCGCAUUUCAGAAGUUUCGUCACCUUCCACACCAUCACAUCUGCCGAAGGAGGUGAAGACACGCAAACGCUCGUCUUGUUGGGAACUGCCACUGGGUCGGAGCCACAGCUCAUACCAGAGUUGCAAGCGAGCGGCGUGAUCAAAGUGACCAUGGGCGAUUAUCACUGGGGCGCGCUAACCGAGAAAGGCGAAGUGUUGACGUGGGGUCAGUUCGCAAAGGGUGCCUUGGGCAAUUGGGAGGUCCCUUGGAGUGGUGGUCGUGAGGAGAUAGAUGAGGUGCGGGAUGUGGGGGCGGAGGGGGAUGAAGGAGAGAGAGGCUGGUUCUCGAACGUAGUAGCGCUUCCUCAGAUUUUGCGGGGCGGCUUUCAGCCGAGGAUCGGGUUUGCAGGUAGAGGCGGCCGAGCAGGACGUGCGGCUCCCAGUGCGGCAGGGGCCCGGACGCAGAGCAUGGACAAGGUGGACGUCCCGACACCCAUCAAGAUUGUCCCGCGAGGAGGGGAGGGCAAGGGCAAGCCGUUUGCGUUUGACGUGGCGUUUGCCGGCUGGCAUUCGUCCGCGCUGGUUAUGGAUGUUGAGGCGGAGGAGGGGGGGUAG